ACGAAACCCGGGCCCAAGAUUGUAUCAUUGUAGGAGCUACCGGCCUCUAGUAAGAACCACAUCCAACCCAUCCAAAAUGUUCAAGAUUGUCCUUCUUUUCGCUUCCCUGGCUUACGCCAGCGCUGGGCUUGUCGGAACUAAUCAUGAAGUUGCAUACGCGGCUCCUGUGGCCACUCACUAUUCUUCUGCUCCAGCAGUCAGCUACAGCACUCUGACCCGAUCUCACGCUCCGGCUCUUUCCUAUGCCGCCCCGACUCUGGCUGUGUCCCAUGCCGCUCCGGCUUUGACUGUGUCCCACGCCGCCCCAGCAAUCAGCGUUUCCCAUGCGGCCCCAUCUCUGAGUUACUCGCACGCGGCGCCACUCCUGGCCACCUCUCACGGAUACUCGGCUCCAGUGGCUCGCACAUAUGCCGCUCCAGCUUUGUCAUACGGACAUAACUAUCCAUCCCUGGCCCUCAACAACUACGGAUACUCCGCACUGGCUGCUCCAUUGGCUCACUCUCAGCUGUACAACAACGCUUUGAGCUAUUCUGGCGCUCAGCUGUUGGCCUCUCCAGCUCUUAGCUACGGAUCGGCGGCCUUGCCUCUAGCUUAUAACCAUCAUGCCUAUUAAACAAUUAGCUUAAAAUGUAAUAAAAGUCACCUGUUGUUUGAGCGUAAACAAA
Toxorhynchites rutilus septentrionalis is the source of this 665-nucleotide messenger RNA. Its product is annotated as cuticle protein 16.5-like. Bases 77 to 613 code for a protein of 178 amino acids. The transcript is spliced from 2 exons. The record is from RefSeq and is a predicted model, not a curated record. NCBI's taxonomy places the organism in Eukaryota, Metazoa, Arthropoda, Insecta, Diptera, Culicidae.